Cyprinodon tularosa is the source of this 2199-nucleotide messenger RNA. RefSeq names its product Dexi homolog (mouse) (gene dexi). The record is from RefSeq and is a predicted model, not a curated record. The transcript has a single exon. NCBI's taxonomy places the organism in Eukaryota, Metazoa, Chordata, Actinopteri, Cyprinodontiformes, Cyprinodontidae. Bases 516 to 770 code for a protein of 84 amino acids.
GGCUCAGAUGUCGCUUUGUGGUCGGCUAUGUUUUGGUGUAGUUGGCGAAAACGUCCUGGGACAUUUACCUGAAAAAAAAAAAAAAAAAAAGAAAAUUAAUAAUUACAAGAAAAAGGUUUUCAUGGAUACCGGUUUCUGGUCCUCGUUUUUCAUAAGUGUCCUCGCACUGUAAGAAGUACAAAUGCCGCACUUUGUUUUGGCUAACCUUGGAUGCAACUGUUUUUAGCUCUGACCAGCUGGCACGGCGCGAGCAAGCUAAAAUGAUAUUUGAACUGUCCGGGGGUUAUUAUUAGCAAUGAACGAAUAUUCGUUCACUUUGCCUGUUUUUCUCCUGUUUUCCUCAGGACCAUACAGAUAAACUGUUGGAAGCCGAAAAGCUGCCCGUUACCGCUGCAUGUCGGGCCGAGUAGAAAUGGACGCCCCUGUCCCAUUAAUUUCAACAGAUUUUCAACGAUAACCACCAGCGACCUCGAAUCAGCGCUGCUCACAUCAGAUCGUGGUUGUUGGAGUUUUCUAUGAUCCCCUCGGUCUAUGCCCAGCUAGAUUCGGUGGAAUUGUUUCUGGACGAGCUCCCAUAUAUGUUUUAUUUGGGCCUGUUUUUUGUGAACGUCCUCAUCCUCUACUAUGCUUUUCUGAUGGAGUACAUCGUCCUGAAUGUGGGGAUAGUAUUCUUACCUGAGGACAUGGAUCAAGCACUGGUGGACCUUGGGGUGCUGUCCGACCCGGCUUCCGUACCUUAUGACACCGACCCGGAGCUGGAUGUGUUUUAAGGAUACCUGGAAUGACAGGGUGGGACUGAGGAAGCACAGAGAUGGGGACAUGGCUCACAAUGGGUGCUGCUGCAGGCUACUUCUCACAGAGACAUUUGAUUGAAAAAGUUAUUUUCUUAAACUAAAAUAUACACAAUGCCAAAACAGACAGGUUGUCUUGGCUCCAAGUAAGGUGGCCGGAUGAAGAUUAGACUGAUGACCAUCUCUUCUGCAGCACUGUGAUGUGCAGCACCUGUGGCUUUGGCUUCAGACACAAUGAAAAUGAACUCUCCAUGUGCUCCCAGUAAAGACUGAAAGCUAUUCUCUGUUACUAAGUAAUAGAGGAUAGCUGUGAUGAUUUGCAUGAAGAUCCACUCCUUGCUCCAACAAAAAAAAAAACUUUCCAUCUUAUUUUUAUUUGAAUGAAAAUACCUAAAAAAGGAGAAAACAAUAAAAAAAACUAGUCAUAUCCAUUUGAGUGUCUUCAGCUACUCAAUGAAACAUUGAGAACUGUUUCAUCAUCCACUUAUAGGCACGUUUAGUGUUUGAUCACUCAAAGAAGCAGAAUCUAUCGAUGCUGCAGCUUGUUCACUAAGUCAGAAUAGGUCUUUUUUAGGUUCAUCUCUGUAUCCCAGCAUCAUCAGGAACACACACACUCUCAGGAGUAAAGUUAGCAUCUCUGGGUGUACUGGUUAGACAAAAUGCUAUUACUGGAGAUAUGCUGUGAAGCUUUGAUAUAGUGAAACAAAAUGAAUAAAGUUCUGCUUCUUAUGCUGUUUUUACUACCGUGUUUAAAGGGAUUUUUGUUUUUUACAGUUUCUGUUCUGUGCGAAUACAUUGCAGUUUUCCUGGCAAAUGUUUUCAGUGUUAUAAAUGAAAACCUUUGGAGGAGAUUUUUAAUUUGUGUUCAACAUGGGGUUUAAGGAUGACUGAGGGACUUUGCAUGAUUUUGAAAUUCCCCCCAUGUUCUGACUCUGUUUAUUGAAAAACAAAUCUGAAUUUCUUUUCGUAAAGCAUAUUUUCUCAAAAGCAAUAAUAAGCUAAUAAUGUUCAAUUAGAUAUUAAUGAGACCACUCACCUAAUUUAGUAAAUAUGUUUACUAAAAUGCUAGAAUUGAUACUAUAUUUUGUUUAUGAUGCACAACAUGUAGUGCAGAUUAGACAAGGACAACAGAAACUAGUAUUUUUCACUCCAUAAUAUUUAUUUACCACAAUAAAAUGAAUUUCUAUGCUGCAUUGAACUAGUCAGCUGCUGUAUGGAGACAAAAUGAUGCAGCUUUUAAACUUUAAUGUAUUUUUUUUUUUUUUUUUGAUGGCUGAUCUUCAGUCUGUCUUCCUGCCCCCUCUUCAGACUGCCCUAUUUUUCAUUUGAAUAACACUGCCUGGUGUGCUAACAUGGCUAUUUGGAUAGCCCGACCAAUCUUGAAUUAAACAGUAAAUGUAAGUAUUAA